AUGGGGAAUACAAUUGGCAAAGACAAGAACGAGGACACAGUAGACGGCGGGAACCUAGUUCCGCACGGUAUAUACAAAGGACCACAGGACUGGGACUAUCGAGCAGUUCGUAAACUCAUUAUUGAGCGAAAGCUCUCGCCUUUUUACACAGGAUUGCCUGACUACGACGAUAACUGGGAUGAGGUCACGCUGACCACCCAUAAUCUUCCGAAAAAUGGUGAUGCUACUAAAAAAUCUGGGACUUUUAGCAGUAGCAGCGACAGUAAUUUAUCAUCAUCGUCUUCAUCAAACAAUAAAGAUCUAAAGCGCACUCCUUCACCCGCAAAUGCUGUAACCGCUUCUAAUACUAGUGGCACAGUUGGUCAAUCGAAGGGAAAAGAUAUGUUACCGGCAAAGUCACUUGAUGCUUUAUUAUAUAAAGGCGCUGUAGAAUGUCCUAUUUGUUUUUUGUAUUACCCGCGUAACAUUAAUCAUUCGAGGUGUUGUGAUAAACCUAUUUGCACAGAAUGUUUCGUGCAAAUCAAACGACCUGAGGCUGGUAGCUUAGGCGCGAAUAAUUCUCCGGCAGUUUGUCCUUUUUGUGUUGAGCCGAAUUUCGGUGUUUGCUAUACACCACCGUCAUUCAGUGCUGGACUUAAUGCUACAGAGGCGGGGACUUCUGCAUUCUCUUCUACUCAAAAUUCAUCAAAAUCUCUACUUUCCGCACCUUCUACUAAUACUCCAAAUCUACAGGACCCAAAGAUCCGACGGAAAAGCAUAAGUCAUAAAAAUUCAGAUGUCGUUACAUCCGGCAAACCAGAUUGGGCUACACGUGCUUCUAUUCAACCAACACGAGGGCAACAAGGUUCGCGUCGUUCUUCAGCCUCAACGCCAAAUAGUACACCUUCGCGACGUUUAACUGUAAGAUCAGCAGCAGAGUAUGGCGGAUAUCUUGCAGCAAUGCGUAGUAUGGGCACAGAUUUGGAAGAAUUAAUGAUAAUGGAAGCAAUACGAUUAAGUAUUUUAGAACAAGAGGAAAGAGAACGACGGGAAAGAGAAGAAAGUACAAGCGCCGAAAAUGGUUCGAAUGAGGAUGUUUCGAAUGAUAAGGACGAGGAGGACGAAGACAAUGAUGGUGAGGAAUUGAAUACAACCUCUGAAAGUUCUCAAACUACAAAUAUAAGAAGACAAUCAAAUGAAUCUGAAGGGGAAAUUAUAACUACAAUUAACAAUAAUCAUCCAAUAACAUCGACGACGACAUCUACACGUGCAGAAGAUGAAACAAUAAUAACAAGUAUGUCCACUGAUUCAUUUGAGUCUGGAUUAUCACCGUCGAAUCCAUUAAUGAAUCAUGGUCAAUUAUCAACGGAAACAACAACGACGACAUUAUUUUCUCCAUUUACAAGUUCAAAUCUCGAUAUAGCUGCUUCAUCUGCAUCAAAUUUCAAAGAUGUACUCCCUCCACCAUUUGAAGAUUAUACUAGCGUUAAUAACCCAUCUCCGAUUGAACAGGAUGAAAAUAAUAAUCUUAAUAACAACCUCGAAGCUCAAGCAUCAUCUACUCGUUCAAGUGGAGACAUCAAAAUAGCACCAGUAAUUCUUUUAACGAAUAAUAAUAAUACAGAUGCUGCUACUAUUGUACAAAAUGAUAAUAAUAGAGAUUUAGAUUCUAGGGACCAAAGAGGUGGUUCAUGGGAACCGGCUUGA
Messenger RNA from Ambispora gerdemannii, 1686 nucleotides. NCBI's taxonomy places the organism in Eukaryota, Fungi, Glomeromycota, Glomeromycetes, Archaeosporales, Ambisporaceae. The record is from the annotation of a GenBank genome assembly.